Molecule: messenger RNA, 1164 nt
Organism: Phytophthora sojae
Lineage: Eukaryota; Oomycota; Peronosporomycetes; Peronosporales; Peronosporaceae
Exons: 3
Coding region: 1-1164 (387 amino acids)
Biological process (GO): mRNA export from nucleus
Cellular component (GO): THO complex; transcription export complex
Molecular function (GO): protein binding
Source: RefSeq, a predicted model, not a curated record
AUGGACCCGGCGGCGUACGACGAGGGCGCGUACCGCGCCGAGCUGCUGCGCAAGACGCGCGCGAGCGAGACGAUCGUGUACCAGGCGGUCUUCGCCCCGGAGAAGGUCUCGGGCGGCCAGAACGUUCUCGUGGCGGCGACGAGCUCGGGGCUGCUCCACGUCUACCAGCUCGGCCGAGUCAUGACGCCCGCGCACUGGGACCAAGUGGGGCGCGGCGAGGCGACCGCUUUCCCGGGACCAACCCUCUCGUUCCAGGCGCAUCCGACGCAGAUUUACUCGCUCCGUUUUGCUGGAGAUGACACGGACCCGUUGCUGAUUAGUGGAGGAGACCAGGACUUUCGGGUGUGGAGGUGGAAGGACAUCCUAGCGGCGGUGGAGCACCCGGCGAGCGCCAAGAAGCUGCAACCGGUGCAUGUGGACCACUUGAAGCGGCGGACGCUGGGCUUCCGAGGAGCUCUGCUGCCGGCCUCCGAGGUGAACGAUGUGGCUGUGAGCAAGACCUCGGGGCACCUGUUCUUGGCUGGAGGAGACAGCGUCGCGCACGAGUGGGACGUCGCGACGCAGCAGUUCACGCGCCGGUUUGAGGGACACGAAGACUACUUGCACGCUGUGCGCCACCUGCAGCAUUCGCAGGAGCUGGUGACGGGGUCGGAGGACGGAACGCUCGGCAUCUGGGAUUUGCGCCAGGAGAAGAAAGUGGAGCUCCUUCGGCCUCAGCCGGCGACUCAGUCGUCCUCGACACCGUCGCUAUGGGUUGGCGCAGUUGCGCACGAUGAGUCCGAGAUGUGGCUGGCAUGUGGUGGUGGCAGUAAACGAUCUCCUGGAGGCGGAUCUCGUCCUGGAGGAUUUCUUGGUAUGUGGCAUCUGCCCUCCCGUGUGCCUGUGCACUACACGCAGACGACGAGCGAUGUUCACGACGUCGUCUUCCACCACAUGGAGCUGCUGAGCGUCGGGAACGAUGCUAGCUUGAAGAAGUGGAACCGCAGCUCGGGUCAACUCCUUGCGGCUGCUCGAUCGACGCUGCCCUCCUGUCACUUUUGCGUCGUGGACCACGCUACGGACGUCAUUGCGGUGGGCGGUGCUGCCCCCGCGAUCGACAUCUACACGAUGCCUGGUGUCGUCAGCUUCUCGCUGGUUGUCGAGGACGAGGGGGUUGUCCACUAA